This is a messenger RNA of Xyrichtys novacula (pearly razorfish), 8500 nucleotides long. The record is from the annotation of a GenBank genome assembly. Lineage: Eukaryota; Metazoa; Chordata; Actinopteri; Labriformes; Labridae.
GUAAAACGCGGAAGUUUGCUUCUGUGUAGUCGCUGCGAUAUAAAACAGAACAGUGACAGCACGGAUAAAAUACACUCAAACGACAGAGAAUUGGUAAAUCACAUAGAAAUAGUACACACGAGCAAUAAAGACCUUAUUCUCUGAUGAAAAACGAUUUAAUGUGAAAAGCAACCCAUUACUGCCCUGAAUGUAACGCCAAAUGUGAACACCACUUCCCAGAAUGCUUUGUGUUCUCUCACACUCGCGUCAGAUGUGCGACGAAGUUCUGUUUUUAAACACACCAAACACGGGUGAGUAAAAAAACACAGUUUAAUCCUGUUUUUAUCUCCGUUUGAAAAUGAAAGUGAAUUAAAGUGGCAUUGGUAAAGACUGUUAAUAAAUUAAAUUAUUUUGUAUCCCUCAAAAUUAACAUUUUAGCCACAGAAAGAUGCAGUUCAGCGUUUAAGCUAAACCAAUGAGCUAAUAGUGAAUGCACAUUUACCAAUGCUUGCAUACAUUGUAGAAUAUGUUGUCAUAAUCUUGCUUUCUAAUUGAUUUUCCUCUUUUCAUGGUACAGCUGUUGUAAAAUAAUUUUGUAAUGGAGUUGGAACAGCCGAAAGAGGACUGUGCUCCAGCCGAGUCAACACCUGCGCCACCAGCCUCCUCUAAGAAGCCGAGUCAGGCUCUGUACGUGCCCAAGAAACGGCUUCCUGACUCCAAAGACAAAACUCAGACUCAGGGAGAGGGCAAACCGAGACCCAGACCUCGCUACACAGACAAGUCUAGAAAAAAUGCCAAAAAUAAGAAGAACCAAGCAGGAGUAACAGAGAAGGAGGCACCUGCAGGAGGAGAGGGUGGAGGUGAGGUGCAGGAUGGUGACAAUAAGCCUGCUAUGAAGGAAGAGAGGCUUCAGGAUACAGAUGCUCAGGUGAACGGGCAGCCGGGUUUAACCAAUUCAGAGGAAGAUGCUGCAUCAGGACAUGAGGACAAGGGGGAAGAAGAGAGUUGGGACACGUUGUUCAACGAUGAAGGAGACUGUCUGGAUCCUCAUCUGCUGGAGGAGGUCAGAGCUGUGGAUAUCCUUUACAUUCACACACAUAUUUGCCUUUUCAUUUGUACUCAGGUCAAGGUAAUGGUUUUAUCAAUCAAUCAAUCAAAUUUUAUUUAUAUAGCGCCAAGUCACAACAGUCGUCAUCCCAAAACGCUUUUCAAAGAACAAGAGCAGGUCUAGACCACGCUCAUUGUUUGAUGAAUUAUCAAGACCCAACCUUAGAUGGGUUUUGGCCCAUCUCAUCUAACAUGAGUAACAGUGGCAAGGAAAAACUUCCUUUUAACAGGCAGAAACCUUGGGCAGGACCAGAUUAAUGCCAGACAGCCACCAAGCCGCUGCUGGGUUGGGGAGGAAUACAGAGAGAGAUAGGGGGAGAGAGGGAGAGAGAGAAAAGUGGAGAGAGGGCAGUGGGAGAGAAAGAGAACAAGAUAGAGGGAAGGAGAGAGAGAAUGAGUAAGGGAGAGCGAGGGAGGGAGGGAGAGUAGAGAACGAGGGUGAGAGAGAGAGACGGGACAGCAGCAACAUUAAACAACAGCAACAACAACAACAACAGCUCAUGUAAUGGUGAAACAAAAUGAAUUCAGUUUACAGGGUUAGGAUAUGAGUGAUUAUGGACUAUGUUGAAUUAAUUUAAAGUGAUUACAGUCAGCAGGCCUAAUAGUAGUUAACUCUAGUUUUAUGUUAUUAAUGUCAGUGAAUUUUACCAAUAAGAUAGACUCAAGUUUAACUUCCCUCAACUCUUUUUUUCAACUCUUUUUUUUCUCUUACUCACUGUCCUUCACUUUUUACCCUUUCAGCUCGCUGUGAAAGAGGGUAAAAAGAAAGAGUCAAUCCAGGAGCCCAGGUUUGAUUAUUACAACAUGGACCGGUUUGGGGAUGAAGAGGACGAUAUCGAUCUCACAGAGGAUGAACUUUCCCACAUUGUAGAGAUCUAUGACUUCCCAGCAGAGUUUAAGACAGAGGAUCUGCUCCGGCUAUUUCAGGACUACCAGUAUGUAUAAUUCAGAGUACUUCUGUCAGCAUAAGAAGUGUUUGCUAUUGUAAAUCUCUCAUUUAUUGUUGUAAUUACAACCAUUUGUACAGCACUUUUCAUAAACAGGCAUAAAAUACUUAAUACAAAUCAGUCAUUGGUGCACCUCAGGUUUCUUGUCCUUGCUUGACAGCCAAUGAGAGGAGAGAUAGUGACCAAGUGGUAAUUCAUGAACAGGGAACUUAAUUUAAAAAAUAAUAAUAAUAAAAGCUAAAAUUAGUCCAAAGAAAUGAAACAGCUGUCAGAGAGUCAGAGUUAGGUGUCCAUCAUACCAUUUUAGUAAAAUUUAAAACUAUUUAACUGGCAGUUUUAUCCUCCAUUUUUUUCUAACACUUUGCUUUAUUGUUGUUUAAUCUUAUCAGACAAAGAGGCUUUGACAUCAAGUGGAUUGAUGACUCCCAUGCCCUGGGCCUCUUCUCAAGCCCCAUAGCAGGUUGGUGAAAUGCUGCUGGCCAAACAAUUUUCAAGCUUUGGUUCCUGCAUGUGUGUGUGUGUGUGUGUGUACCAGGGCUGUCACAGGAUCUUUUUUUUGUCUCAUGAUUAUCAUGGCUCCAAAAAUAUUGCAACAACAAUAUUACUGUGAUAGUUAUGAAAACUUAAAAAUAAAACAACACAACCAGCCAAACUGAGGAAAAGCAGGACACGGGCAGAGCAACAUAUUAUGUCAUAAACUUUAAUAAAACUAAUUAACUCAUGUGUCAUCAUCCAAUUUCUGAUAAUAUUCAAAUCCAUGAUUCAUCCCCAGCCCUGUAACAGAAACCUCUUUGGAGAGGACAAUUGUGAGUCAUGCUUUUUUUUAGAUCAUUUUUCUGUCCUGGGUUCGGUUGCUUCAUUUCUUUAAAGCUGUUUUUGGUAAAGCCUAAGUAACAAAACCAAAUAAAAACAAUUGAGUUGAACAGUCAGAAAGUAUAAAAGCUCAGUUAAUUAUUCCAAAGAGGCACAAGCUCUAAUAUUGUUUUUGGAUUUACAAAUAAAUCUUGGACAUCAGUUUUUAGUGACUAGUCAUCUCUCGGUUGGCUGCUACUCCCUUUUUGUCUCACCUCAGUUUAAUGGGGUAUGACAACCACUACUAUAAACCCAUAGCAUUACCAUAUACAUAAUUUUUGCACAAUAUCUAUAUUCUUUCUUUUUUUUUCUUUUAGAUAGAGAUGGUUAUUGUCAAUACCAGUAUUAAGCGACAGCCCUGGUGUGCACACCUUAACUACUGUCUCCAGUAAAUAUUGAUGUGACACAUUGUUCCUGCCUGUUUGUUGAAGUUUGCAUAGGAUGAAUAUGCAUUAGAGAUCUGACUGACAAACUAUACUUCAUUUUCAUCAGUAAGUCAUUAAGCUGUAAUGCAGAGCUGCUGUGUAUUAUUGUGAACAGGUUUGAAUCUCAUUUAGGACAUCAUAAUAAAACGCAUGUUUGAAAAUCCCAAGGUUGUUGAUGAACAUUUCAAUUUUUCCAGCCCGGGAAGCUUUGAGAUCCAAACAUCCACUUAUGAAGUUGCGACCACUUUCCCAAUCUUCUGCUGCUACAAAGGCCGCAGCUCGCAGCUGCUCAGGUGAAAAUAAAGACAUUUGUAUUUCUAAGGUGGCCUUUAGGAUCUAAAACAAUUCAAAGAUGAAUUUUAACCAGUGUGUCUAUCAAUUUUCUUUCUCUUCUGCCUCCAGACUACCUCCUGCCAGCCAAAGAGAGACCUCAGACUAGUGCAGCGCUCGCUCGAAAGCUUGUUAUUGGUGCGCUUGGUAUGAAAAGCAACCUGACGAAAGAGCAACGAGAGGCAGAGAGGAAGAAACUCCAGGAGGCAAGAGGUAAUCACAGCGCUGUUAGGCUUUGGUUAUGAUUUAGUUUUAUUCUGUCAAAUACUUUUUCCUACUCCAGCCCCACUGUCAGUCUUUAAGAAGGAGACUUCUGACUAAAAAAAGGACCGUACAUCCUCAUCUUACAUGUUGCUCAAGUGAACUAGGCUAAAUAUAAGCAAGCAAGUGCCUCAGCCCCAGAAAACAUUUUCGGAAUAGGUUACUUUUGAAAAUACUUGGUAACAUUUUACUUGGCGCCUAUCUCUAUAACGCAUAAUAAAUAUAUGUAGGUUGUGUUAUAAUCAUGUUAUAGCACUGUAUAACUAUAGUAAUAAACACUCGUAAAUGAUCAUAAUGCUUUAUAGCAAUAAUCAUAACACAUCAUAAAGCAGUGGUUCUCAACUGGUGGGUCCCUACUCAAAAGUGGGUUGUGGACACGUUCUGGAUGGAUUGCAAACAGCUGGUAAAUAUAUAUAUAUAUAUAUAUUAAUGCACAUCUGAUGUUUGACAUGUCUUUUAUUUUGAAAAAUAGCUUUUAUUUUGUGCAAUUUGAUAUUUAUUUGAUAUUUGAUAUUUUCAGUAUAUGAAACUUCAGUAGUUGUCGUCCUCAGUUCAUGUGCUCUGAAAUGCACUUUAUGCAAUAAAACGGGUGGAUUUGUGUUAAAGAUUUGAGUCUUGAAAGGUUUUCUUAAUAAAAAAUAAAUUUGCUUGGUUUGGAAUCUAUAAAAGUGGGUCGCAAUGUAAGGACCAUGGGAAAAUGCGGGUCUCAGAGUGAGACCAGUUGAGAACCACUGUUAUAAAGCAUUUGAUCAUGACUUCCAAGGUCAGGUAUUAUCAUGUGUCAUAACUGUUAACAACUCACUGACAAUGCCCACAUAGAUAAUGCAAUGCAACUGUUGUUAACAGUUAUAACCCAUUAUAAUAACUGACCUUGUAAGUCAUGAUAAAAUGUUUCCUAAUGUGUUAUGAUUAUUGCUAUAAAGCAUUAUGAUCAUUUAUGAGUGAUUAUAGUUAUACAGUGCUUUAACUUGAUUAUAACUCAUUAUACAUACAGUAUAUUUAUAAUUCGUUCUUCAAAUAAAGUGUUACCAAAUAUUUCACCACCCUUAUUCAUCAAAGUUUUUGCAUUACAAGGUUUUUACCACAGGAGGGAGCUGUUGCUGCAUUUGGUGUAGAAAACGAAACAUGUAGUUGCAGAUUAAUGCCAAAAGAAGUUGCUCUCUGUCCACUGCUGAGGAGGUCUAUAAUCAGCUGAGCAGCCAUUUCCCUUCAUGGAUGGAACAUAAGUAUAUAGGCACAGAAAACCCACAAUUGGCCGUCCACUGCACAGCCAGUCAGGAAGUCAGGGAAAACUAAAAAAAACUCCUUUGUUCUUGGACUGGGCGCACUUCUGUGCUCUUUAUUUAAGAUCACAACACAUAGGGUGACUGACAGAAAAGAAGUGCAUCAUGUACUGAACACAGUGUCCCUGGAAUGAAUGCCACGUAUGGUUUUAUCCAGAGGUAGUUGACAGAUGCCACUGACAAAGUCAGUGCAAUAAAUCACCUGUGUGCCGUCAAGUGUGGUGCAUUCACUGAGUUAUAAGUUAACGGUCUCUGUGCUUUAUCUUUCAGAGCAAAAACGCCUGGCAGCUAAGCAGAAAGAAGAUGCUUGGGAGGGGAAGUGACUGGGUGGAGAACGACCCCCCAUCUGUGAAUUAUGUGUGUAUUUUUUUUUAGAUUCCUUGAUUCAGCAAAAUGAGGAUUUCUCUGUGUCCUCUCUUGAUCUGUUUUCCUCAACUGGCCACUCCUUUAAACCACCACACUUCCCAGAAAUGGAUUCUUCCAGUUUUCCCUUCUUUCUGCCGCAAACCUUCACCAGCUAUAAUUGAACUUCUCACCAUCCGUUUGCCUCUGGUGUUACAUCAGGAAAGAGUGACCCACUACUGUCUUAUCUUCAUGCAUAAACACAUUAAACGUGUCUCAUAUUUCAUCCAUGCAGGGAUUAUUGCCUCAAGGUCACAGCUAACCCAACCUCACCUGGACAUCCUUUUGUAAUUCUACAUAAUAAUGCAGCAACUCUGUACUGAUGAAUUAAGCCCAGACAUUUUUAAGGGAUCACGGCUGCUUCGUAAUACUUAUUGUCAAACAGUUAUAAGCUUGUCUUGUGAAUUUUUUAAUUUUUAUAAUGACCCAGGUUAGUCCAUUUGUAAGGACAAGAGCAGUACAACUUUUUGUUAUGGUUCAGUGAUAUCAAAUCCAGUAAAAUCAAUACAGUAGAUCCCUGUGCUGUGUAUGAUUUACUGCUAAGACCAAACCUUCCUUCAUAGUAUGCAAAUAAAAUGUGGAGUUUAUCCAGGUAAUUGGGUGAUAUGAGGUCUAACAGUGGUUUCAAAGUAAUAAAAAUACACAUGCAUCUCAAUGAAUCAUAGAAAAGUUAAAUAAUUAGUUAUUUAGUAAACUUUCAUUUGUUCUUGUAUUCAUUACAUGUAAAGGGGAAUAUUUUAAGACUUUAAUGAAAAUCAGAAAUCCAGUGUCUCAAGUUUCUAUAUUUUCUUUAGAUCAAUCGAAAAAGGUUAUAAAACACAGGCAUGUUCUGCUUCUGAAAAGACCACUGAUUUGUACACUCAGUGCUUGGUUGGUGCUUAUUUACCCCAAAAAUAUUGGCACUAAUGUGGUAUGGCCGUGAUCAGCCUGUGACACUGCUGAGGAUCAGUUGCUCUGAUAGUAAUCAGUCAAACUUUAAAGCACUUGUUAUGCAAACCAAAUGACUUUACAGUGACUGAAAACAAAAUAGUGCCCCAAAAUACAAAAAAAUUGACACUUUUCUAUAUAAAGACACAGAGGAGGUUGGGAGCAAUGCACAGAAACAGCAAUAACAAUAUAUAUGUUAUCAAAACAGCUGAGAGAAACGGAACACAAGGUAAAGAAUCAAAAAACAUCAAAACAAAGAGCAAAAAUAAAAUCAAAAAGGUAGAAAUAAGAAAACGAACAUAACCAAUCUAAUAAUUAUCUUUAUAAAACAUUACGUGACAAGAAAAACGAUCAAACCUGCAAAAAGCCAAGCUAUACAGAUAGAUCUUAAGUUGACAUUUUGAAGUUUCAUUGUUUCCAGCUGGAUUUUCACAGGGUUCAGGUUAGGCCUGUUGGCUCAUAACAUGGUCAGCAAACCAUGUAGUAGUCGUUUUGGUUCUGUGGGCAUGUGCCAAGUCCUGAUGAGAAAGGAAAUCUGUAUCUCCAUAAAGCUCAUCAGAAAAUGGAGGCAUGAAGUGCAGUAAAAUCUGGUAGAUUCUAGGCUGUUUUGACUCCAGACCUGAUAAAACACAGUGGACCAACACCAGCAGAUGACAUGGUGUCAAACAUUCAUGCUGCAGAAACUUCACACUGGACUUCAAGCACCCUGGACUCUUUGCCUGAAAUACAAUCUAACUUUAGACCUCAGAGCUACAGUCCUUUUCUUUUUCAUCUUCAUCCAGGUAAACUCUUCUGACCUCUCAGGUUCAAGGGCAGCUUGAUAUCACAGAUGUGACUGUUGUGGUCCCUUUCUUGAAGAUGUCUGUGUGUUGGCUGUUUAUGCUCCUACACCAGCCUUAAGAGUCAGUCUGCUCCUUGUGAAGCUUUUCAAAGUUUUUGAAUGGUGUUUUUUUUUUUUUUUGAUAAUCCUCUCAAGGCUGCCGUCAUCCCUCAUCAUGUUGCUUGUGUCUUUUCAGCAAUGAACGUCUGGAGUUUACCAGAGAGUAUUGAUGAUUGACUUUGGGUCAACUGCCAAGUCAGCAGUCUUACCCCCUGAUUGGAAGAACUGGGCCGAUAGAUGUUUUAUACUCAUAUAUUUUGAGACAUCUUUUCACAAUUUAGUGAUCAUAUACAAUAAAGUAUGCCAAGUUUUCAGAUUCUUGGAUAGCUAAGAGAAUAUAAAACUUUUUCAUGAUAUUGAGAUGCAGAUGUACUUUCUUGAACUCUAAUGCCUACUUAAUAAAAUUUAAAUAUUUAACGUCACCUUCUGCCUCAUUCAGACCCAGCUUUCAUAAUCCAGCUUUACGAAACACAGGACCAGGCUCUGGAAACAUCUGUGACAGCUGGAUGCAGCUGCCUCCUCUGAGGCUUCACCCAGCCAACCACAGACCAUGUGGCACUGCGUCUCCUGCACCUCCUCAGCCAAUAAUUAAGUCUUAUUCUUGGAGACAUUGGAGAAUGCUGCAAAUUUGUCAUCUUACUUUACUAUAAUUAUUGAACUUUAUUCUUCUGUCAAUCUAAAAAAGAAUAUCUGCAUACUUUGGUCUCCAAGCUGUGAGUGGGCAUGUUAACACAGUAGCUGAACAGAUUUCUGGGCGUAUAAAUGUUUCAAAAGAUGAUCAUUCAGAAUUUGAUUACAGCAUCUAUAUGAAACUUAACUCUACUGCUGCUGUCCCAAUGCUGUAUAUGCAGUCUAUCACUGCUGUAGUUACCAAAACGUGUAUAAAUCUCAUUAGGUAACUGAGAUGCAGUGCCACGUGGCCAGUUAGAGUGCUGCUGCAUCAAGGAGGGUGCUGUUUGUAAUGUGUUCAAGCUUUUCAUUAGUCCACAAUAAACAUCGUAUUGUAGAGGGCAGCAGGUAUCAACACCUUUACAGACAUUCAUCACUUCUAAAGAUGCAUUUCUACACUGUAAGUGUUGCCGAAGUGUCAUAAAUACUCAUGCAUCA